AUGGGCUCCGUACAAAAUGAGAGCAGAACCUCUCUUACGCGAUGGUAUAUAGACACGCGCCAAUUGACAGCGACAAAUUCACCACUCCCAUUGUUGGAGACCCUCCAACCAUCAGACCAAGAGGCAGUCAAGAAGUUUUACCACCUCAAGGACAGACACAUGUCCCUCGCCUCAAACCUGCUGAAAUACCUCUUCAUCCACCGCUCCUGCCGCAUUCCUUGGAACAAGAUCAGCAUCAGUCGAACACCAGCGCCUCACCGCCGACCAUGUUUCAUCCCCUCUCCCGCCCUGACCGAGGGCACUGACGAGCCCAUCCCCAGCAUCGAAUUCAACGUCAGUCACCAAGCAUCUCUCGUAGCGCUCGCAGGCACAAUCAUCCCACCGUCCCAUGCCGCAAGCACCACCCCGGCUACGCUAUUCGCCAACCCCAGCCCAUCCUCGACUCCGGCCCCCUCUGUCCCUCAGGUAGGCAUAGACAUCACCUGCGUGGACGAGCGGCGCGCACGCACAAGCUCCGCCCCAUCAACCCGCAAACAACUAGCUGAAUACGUCGACAUCUUCGCCGAAGUCUUCUCCCAACGCGAGCUGGAAACGAUCAAGAACCUGGGAGGGAGAUUCCCGGCUGACGCGCGGGACGGCGCCCAGGAAAGCGAAGCGGUCGAGUACGGCCUCCGCUUGUUUUACACGUACUGGGCUCUCAAGGAGGCGUACAUCAAGAUGACCGGCGAGGCACUUCUCGCGCCGUGGCUGCGGGAGCUGGAGUUUACGGAUGUCGUCGCCCCUGCGCACGUGCAGGCCUUGGCGGGGGAUUGGGGGGAGCCGUACACUGGUAUCAAGACCUGGCUGUAUGGGAAGAGGGUGGAGGAUGUGCGGAUUGAGGUGGUCGCUUUUGAGAAGGAUUAUAUAUUUGCUACGGCGGCGCGAGGGGCCGGAUUGGGGGCCGGGAGUCGGCCAUUGCCUGGGAGUAUGGGCGUCACCGUCUCCAUAGAUCCCUGGAUGCACAUGGAGAAGAUCGAUAUCGACAGAGAUAUUGCACCUUGUGCGACAGGAGUUUGUCAGUGUGUAACGAAAUAG
This is a messenger RNA of Aspergillus pseudoviridinutans, 1074 nucleotides long. RefSeq names its product 4'-phosphopantetheinyl transferase family protein. Bases 1 to 1074 code for a protein of 357 amino acids. The record is from RefSeq and is a predicted model, not a curated record. Gene Ontology annotation, cellular component: cytosol. Lineage: Eukaryota; Fungi; Ascomycota; Eurotiomycetes; Eurotiales; Aspergillaceae. The transcript has a single exon. Gene Ontology annotation, molecular function: holo-[acyl-carrier-protein] synthase activity; magnesium ion binding.